CGCCCCUGUAUAAACCGAGGGCAGAUUGGUCUCAGUUCUCUCUAUGCACCAUGGAGCGUUAUCUGUGCUCUUUGUUUUUGUUGGGGACCCUGGCCCUGCCCGAGACCUGGGCAGGCUCUCAUUCCCUGAGGUAUUACUACAUCGCCAUGACCUCGCCCGAGCUCGCGGAGCCGCGGUUUCUCGCCGUGGGCUACGUGGACGAUCAGCAGGGCGGGCGCUUCGACAGUGCCAGCGCGAAUCAGAGGGCGGAGCCGCGGGCGGCGUGGGUAGAGCAGGUGGAGCAGGAGGAGCCGGGCUACUGGGAGCGGAACACGCGGAUCGCCAGGGGGAACACACAGGCUUACCGAGUGUACCUGCAGACCCUGCGCGGCUACUUCAACCAGAGCGAAGGCGGGGUCCACACCAUCCAGGUCAUGUACGGCUGCGAGGUCUCACCGGACCUCACCUUCAAGCGGGGGUUUUACCAGUACGCCUACGACGGGCAAGACUACAUCGCUCUGGACAGGGAGACCUCCACGUGGACGGCGGCGGUGCCGCAGGCUGUGAACACCAAGCUGGAGUGGGAGGCGGACAGGGGCUACACUGAGAGAAAGAAAGCCUAUCUGCAGGAGGAGUGCGUGCUGUGGCUGAAGAAGUACCUGGAUAUGGGGAAGGAGACUCUGAAGAGGGCAGACCCGCCCUCAGUCCGAGUGACCCGCCACACUGGCCCCAACGGGGAGGUGGCCUUGCGGUGUCGAGCCCAGAACUUCUACCCCGAGGACAUCUCCCUGACUUGGCUGAGGGAUGGGGAGGAGCAGCUCCAGGACACGGAGUUCAUUGAGACCAGGCCUGCUGGGGACGGGACCUUCCAGAAGUGGGCAGGUGUGGACGUGACCUCGGGCCAGGAAGGGAAAUAUACCUGCCGAGUUCAGCACGAGGGACUGCCUGAGCCCCUCACCCUGAAGUGGGAGCCAGAGUCCUCAUCUACCCGGGUCAUCGUGGGGGCCAUUGCUGUCCUCAUCUUCAUCACUGCAGUCAUUGCUGGAGUUGUGAUCUGGAGGAAGAACACUUCAGGUGGAAAAGGAGGGAACUAUGUUCCUGCUGCAGGCAAUGACAGUGCACAGGGGUCACAUGUCUUCCCCACAGCCAAAGCUUGAGAGAAUUGCCCGGUAUGGGCCUGAGUAAUAAAACUAGUCUCCAGUGCCUGUGUUGAUCCUGGGCACCCCUGGCUUCUCUUCCCAGCAUUGGCCCCUGGGAUCCUCCCUGGACUCUACUGGGCCAAGCCCAGGGAAGUAUCAUUAGGCCCUCACCCUGUUCUCUAGGCCUCCCUCCCCAGCCUUUUUUCUUUCUGCCUGUCUCACUCUGCAGAGUGAGGCUCAGAGGGCUUUGGCAAUGAGCCCUCCUUCACACUGGAUGUUACACUGACCUCUGGGAUCUUUUUUCUGACUGCAAAAACAGCCUAAUUAUUAUUCUUGAAACUUCAGCUUUUCUCCACAAUCUCAGCUAAGCUUCACAUUUGGGUGGGGGAUUUUAGGGGACAGGAUGACAACGUGGAGAUGUUCUGGCCGUAUGAAGGGGAAAUAAAAGAAAAUUUGAAGAUG
Phascolarctos cinereus (koala) is the source of this 1580-nucleotide messenger RNA. RefSeq names its product class I histocompatibility antigen, Gogo-OKO alpha chain-like. Lineage: Eukaryota; Metazoa; Chordata; Mammalia; Diprotodontia; Phascolarctidae. Gene Ontology annotation, biological process: immune response; antigen processing and presentation of endogenous peptide antigen via MHC class Ib; antigen processing and presentation of endogenous peptide antigen via MHC class I via ER pathway, TAP-independent. Gene Ontology annotation, cellular component: external side of plasma membrane. The record is from RefSeq and is a predicted model, not a curated record. Gene Ontology annotation, molecular function: peptide antigen binding; signaling receptor binding.